AUGCCAAGAAAGAAGACUACAGGCUCUUCUGAAGUGGACGACCAAGAUAUUGCCGAGCUUGUUUGCGAAUGGGGGGACUGUGAGCAAACCUUCUCGUUACAUUCGUGUUUUUCUGAGUUCAGGGCGCAUGUAGAGGGACACAUACGAACACUACUGCCUUCAUACUCCAGUCAACAUAGCACUGACCCGAUCCCGAGAGAUUUUGAGUGCCCAUGGAGGGAAUGCGGCUGGCUUAACCCCAAAGACACUGACGAACUCAUACGACACUUUCUUUUUCACGUCGUCCACACCAGGCUAAAAACGACAGGACGGGUUCGCUUAGAGAGCGGAAAAUUUAAUAAAUGUGUAUUGGAGGCUGUUAGUCGUAAUCUCGUACCGGACGUCCCUGAAAAGUUCCUAUGCGAAUGGAUGGACUGUAAUUUACAGUUUAACUGCCCGAGUCGAUUCUAUGAACACGUCGAAAGUCAUGUCAUGUCGGUUGAUAAAGAGAGGAUUGUUAAUGGAGGAAGGAAAACAACACACGUUACGUGCCAAUGGACAGGCUGCAUGACACGUGUUAGGAACCACUGCAAGCUGAGAGAACACGCUCAUGUCCACACCAGAGAAAAAGUCUAUGCCUGUCAUGUCUGUGGAGGGAUGUUCGCCAGCAUGUCCAAGUUUGCGGAUCAUCUUUCCAGGCAGAACACCUCAGAGUUUGAGACUUUUCAAUGUUCUCACUGUCUCAAGUACUGUGGAUCCCAGCGCAUCCUUAGAGACCACAUGAGACACCAUGUGAACAAUAUUAAAUGUGAGUUUUGUGACAUGACUUGCCCAAACCCCUCAGCACUUAAACAGCAUAUCAAGUUUCGGCACUCGACACUCCGCCCAUAUGUCUGCGAUGUUUGUGACUACAGUUGUAAGACAUGCUCGGAUCUUCGGCGCCACCGUGAGUCCCACAAUGCAGUGUUCAGUUACACCUGUGCCGUGCAGGGCUGUGCCUUCUCCGCCAGGGCCAUGCAGACUUUGAAAAGGCAUUUCAAAAUUACACAUGAGGGUGGUGAAUUAGCAAAGUAUGAGUGUCACUUGUGUGGGGCGCGGUACACCAGGGGUACAGGGCUGACCAGUCACCUGAAAGCCAAGCACAAGUUCCGAUGGCCUGCUGGGCACCCUAGAUUCAGGUAUAAAGAACAUGAGGAUGGCAUAUGGCGAUUGCAGACGGUUAGGUUUGAAAGUGUCCAGCUGUCACAACAACUUAGUGAGAAGCAGAGAAUGGAGGAGGAGGACGAUGAAGACAACCUGUUAGAGGCAGUGGAUGGGUAUGAGCCAGCAAGUGAGCCAAGCAGCCCAGGCUCAGAGUUAGCAGACCAGAAUGAGGUCAACACAGCCUCUGAAGAAGAGGGGGAAGACGAUGGGGAAGAGGAGAGUGAAGAGGGACAGGAAACAGGGGAGGGUAGUGAGGGGGAGCAUGGUACCAUGGACAGGGCAGGGUACCAGUAUCUACUUAUGCAAUACGAAAACCACGAACAAGAACUGAUAAAUAGUGAAACACACUUUCCAUCAUCAAGCAAGGAGCUAGCACCCAUCAGGAAAGAGCGGCAAUCAAGGCGAGGUCACCCUUAUGACCGGCCAGCCUCACCUGCAGAUCAUCUAGAUGUGUCAAGGACUUUGUUGGCCUUACAAGAGGCUGCUUUACGACUAGCCAAUAUGCAUGGGACUCAGUAGGGUGCUUAAUAUUUAUGACAGCAGAGAUUCUUCUAUGGUGCACACACAGAAUGUCCGCACUCACUACCACAUUUCUUUUUAGCACAUGGAGUGGGCCAUAGUAAACUCUCCACCAUUGUUAAUCUUAAGUUCACAAAUGAGAGGUGUGUGAAAGUGAAAGCUAGGAAUGGCCAUGAUCUCAGUUUUUGACCAGAAGGAGGAAUGAUAUACUUGAUAAUAUUAAUUAAAAAAGAUUGCCUUAUUAAUCACCCUUAUCUGCCUCCUUGGUGAUUUUAUAUGACCUAGGCUGUUGUGUUGUUCACUUAUAAUUUAUUCCUUCCUAGUGAUGAUUUUAAUCAAGAACACUUUAUAUUAUUUAUAUAGUUACCCCCAGAUUUUUUAAUUGUCUUCAUAAGGAUUUAAAAAUGUCUUAAAUGAUAAUAAUGCAAAAUGAACUGUACUUUUUCUAUUAAAUAAAAUAUUUAAACAUA
Nematostella vectensis (starlet sea anemone) is the source of this 2171-nucleotide messenger RNA. Its product is annotated as histone H4 transcription factor. Gene Ontology annotation, molecular function: RNA polymerase II cis-regulatory region sequence-specific DNA binding; DNA-binding transcription factor activity, RNA polymerase II-specific. The record is from RefSeq and is a predicted model, not a curated record. The coding region runs from base 1 to 1701 and encodes 566 amino acids. Gene Ontology annotation, biological process: anatomical structure development; regulation of transcription by RNA polymerase II. The transcript has 7 exons. Lineage: Eukaryota; Metazoa; Cnidaria; Anthozoa; Actiniaria; Edwardsiidae.